UCUCUCUCUCUCUCGCUCUUUGUCAGAGGCAGCGGUAAAAAAAUUGCCGUAUAUACUACGCAUCCCCUCGUGCGUACAAGUUGUGAUUUUGCAGAUUCACCGUAUUAUUGUCGUUCGUCUUCUUCUUCUUUUUUUUCAAACGUUACGAAGUUGUGUGUGUGCGUGUGUUAGUGUGCGUACCCUCGCUGUGGGGGAAGCAAAAAUAAAAUAGAAGAAGAGCGAAUCGUUCUUCUUGCGAAAAGUUUUGUGUCGAGUUUUAGUUAUUUUCGUGAAAUCCGCAUAGAUACGUUACUCUUUUCGAGUCCAGAAGAAUUUUCCACACGCUGGUAGCGCGUUGCAUACUUACGACACUCAUGGAUACACCAAAAACGUUGAAAGGUUGAGAGAGAUUACCUUCCUCGGUAAUGCCGAAAAUGACUUGGCGCGAUCGAGCAGAGCGACAACGAAGGGACGACUCCUCGGAGUGAAAAUUCGUUAAAUAUCAUUGAAGUUUUCAACGCACACAUAGAAAAACAGAGAGAGAGAAGAGAUCACUGGUGAUAAAUAAGUCAAGGACCAAAGUUUCAAAAUGAGCUCGACGACGGACGCGUCGACGGGUGCUUGCGGUGGCGAGGAGUCCACGACGACCAAUCGAGGACUGAGCGUCCAGCGAAAGGUCGUCGAGGCCAGCUUGCUAUCGCUCAAGUGCCUGCUGUUUUUCUUCUUCGGAGGCCUAGGAUGUCUACUGCCGUUUCUGCCUCUUCACAUGCUCGCCGUGGGCCUGGACCCUCGCGAGAUACGCACCAUCUCGAUGAUCGCCCCGACGGUGGCUGUGCUCGGCCCACUGAUCGCCGGCCCUCUGGCCGACCGAGUGGCCGCGGCGACGCGUCGAGCCAGCGGCAGUCCGCCCUCGGCGGUCAUCGUCGGCAACGUCGAGUCGUCACUGCGUCGUCGUGCUCGUGGCGCUGGCGACGACCAGAGCGGACGCUACCUGCGCGUCAUGAUCGCCUGCUGCUGCGUGUUCUCCGCCCUGUUCUACUCGCUGCUGCUCACCGUGCCGAGCGUCCAGAGGAUCGUGCUGCCCGCCGAGCAGCGGCCCGGCGUCAAGUUCAGCUGCGACGCCCGGGGCGCCGUCGUACACCAGGAGCGCUGCCGCAACGACCAGCAGCUCGGCUGCCAUCGCUGGUCCAACGACGAGGACGACGCCUCGUUUCAAGCGGUGGGCCGUCUGCGACUCAAGCAGUGCGAGUACGCCUGCUAUCCGCCGGACGAGCGUCGUCGCAGGGGCAAGUUUCCGCCGGCGCAGGCCGAUCACGUGGGUCUCGAUCACGAGUACGAGCAUCCGAGCGUGAGCGCCGACGUGCUGCAGGACGAGGGCUUCCGUCAGAGGCCCAUCAAGGACGACGACGAGUUCAACGUCAUACCCCUGGAGACGACGCCGAAUCCGCGUUACACCGUCGCGGAGAAGAGAGCGUCUUCUCGUAGAUCCAAGCGCCACGUGGUCAAAGAUGCUCCGCAGGUCUGCUACAAGGAUAAGCGGAACAAUCGCUCGGUCUGCCACGUGUUCACGGACUCGAAGAAGAGUCUGCUGGUCGACGCGACGUUGCGCCAGGCCACGAAUCCCGAGGACACGGAGGACUGGUGCGUCUAUCCGGUGGCGCAACACUUCGACUGCACCGUGCCGCAGGCCUACGAGAUCGCCGCCAGGUCGGCCAAUCAGAGCUGCGUGGUCGAGUGCAGCAUCGACAAUCCCUACGACACCGAGUACGGUGAAACGAGCGUACUGUCGGAGAGCCAGUGCGGCCAGGUGAUCGGCAACGAGCAGCUCACCUUCUGGAUGUAUCUGGCCAUCAGGUCUCUGGCCGACAUCUUCCCCAUGGCGGGGCUCACCCUCGUCCAGGCCGCGGUGGUCCUGGCGACGCGCGAGACCGCCUGCGGCCGGGGCGACGUCGGCCGUCAGCUGGCCUUCGGCUCGGCGGGUUUCGCCGUCUUCGGCGCCCUCGCGGGCUACCUGGCCAGUCUCACGGGUACCGGCAGCUCGAUGGCCUAUUACGCGCCGCUGACGCUGCACGGACUGCUGGCGACGAUCGCGGCCUGCGUCGCACUGAGCGCCGACAGCAUGCCCCUGGCGCCGCCCGACUGGUGGUGGCACACGCGCGGCGGCUGCGGCGGCGCCGGCGGUGUUCUGCCGAUGAGCAACGUGCGAAGAUACGGCGGAGAGGCCGCCGCACUGUUCGUCGUGCUGCUCCUGGCUGGUACGCUCUGGAGCACCAUCGAUAUGUAUUUGCCGAUACACUUGUUGCAUCUGAGGAGUAACGAGCUUACGAUUGGCAUUGCCAUGACAGUGGGUGCCGUACCGGCUAUUCUUUUCCUCUGGAAGUCCGAGCGUCUCGUUGACUACUGCGGACACAGUAAUCUACUCAUUAUAGCUUUUGUUUUUUACAUUGUAAGAUUUACAGGAUUGAGUUUAGUGACUGAUAUAUGGUGGACUCUACUGGUUGAAUCCCUGGAGCUCUUUACCCUUAGCAUACUCUGGGUUACGGCUAUGCUUUACUUCCGUCAUCUCAUACCCAGGCAAAUGACAACGAGCGGACAGGCUCUACCGGUCAUUGCUCACUUUUGCAUCGGUCGGGCUAUCGGCUCUAUAAUAAGUGCAUGCGUCGACAAAGUGAAUAGGGACGAUGAAGUCGUCGCAAUGCGCUACAUUUAUCAAUGCUUGGCCAUUGCGUCUGCCGUCAUCGCGACGCUGUACUUCGCCACGUAUCACGCUGUUCUGAAGCCCAGAUGCCAUCACGCUCAAUCCGCUCAGCAACAAAACGGACAACGAAAUCAUACGCCCAGUAUCGUUCAAGCGAUGAACGGUAAUGGAAGCUACACACCCUUGAAAGUUUAUCACAAUGGUAGCAAUGGACGCAAAGGAAACUUCCGAUAUUGAGAAGAAUGAACACUAGAAGACCAGUAUACUGUAAUGCAUUUAUAAUGUAGUGACUUAUAUGUUAAUUUAUUUUUUAUAAACCGAAUGAGAAAUAUAAUUCGUGCUUUUACUAUGUAUGACCAGAUAUACAAAUUUUUAUUAUUUGAAUCAAUAAGAUAUGAUUAGU
Trichogramma pretiosum is the source of this 3080-nucleotide messenger RNA. RefSeq lists its product as uncharacterized. The record is from RefSeq and is a predicted model, not a curated record. Gene Ontology annotation, cellular component: membrane. The transcript is spliced from 8 exons. Lineage: Eukaryota; Metazoa; Arthropoda; Insecta; Hymenoptera; Trichogrammatidae. Bases 569 to 2914 code for a protein of 781 amino acids.